This is a messenger RNA of Cajanus cajan (pigeon pea), 1472 nucleotides long. Its product is annotated as beta-glucuronosyltransferase GlcAT14B. The record is from RefSeq and is a predicted model, not a curated record. Gene Ontology annotation, cellular component: membrane. NCBI's taxonomy places the organism in Eukaryota, Viridiplantae, Streptophyta, Magnoliopsida, Fabales, Fabaceae. Gene Ontology annotation, molecular function: glucuronosyltransferase activity.
AGAAGUUAUCGUUAAGAAGAGAGAGAGAGAGAGUAUCGAUUGGUUUGGAGUUAUCCUGAGGAGAGACAAUGAAGAAACUAAAACACUACUACAGCUGGGAACAGCAGCAACGGAAGUGCAUCUUCCCCGCAAUAGCCACGGCCUCCCUCCUCUCCCUCUUCUGCCUCCUCCUCAUCUUCGCCGCCACAGUCACCACCCCCGACGCCAUCCUCCCCUUCGCCAUCUCCGGCCCCUUCGUGGAGUCCAAGCUGCGGCCCCUCCCCCUCCCUCCGCCCUCCCCUCUCCCCCCCGUCCUCGCCUACCUCAUCUCCGGCUCCAAGGGCCACGCCCCCGCCCUCCUCCGCACCCUCUCCGCCCUCUACCACCCCCGCAACCGCUACCUCCUCCACCUCGACCGCGACUCCCACCCCGACGAGCACCACCUCCUCCACCGCCACGUCACCCACCACCUCACCUUCCUUAAAUUCCGCAACGUCAGGGUCCUCUCCAACCCCAACCUCAUCACCUACCGCGGCCCCACCAUGGUCGCCAACACCCUCCACGCCGCCGCCCUCGCCUUAACCGACCACGACGACUGGGAUUGGUUCAUCAACCUCAGCGCCUCCGAUUACCCCCUCGUCACGCAAGACGAUCUGCUCCACGCGUUCUCGCAUUUGCCGCGCGAUCUUAAUUUCAUCGAUCACACCAGUGACAUUGGCUGGGAAGAUCAUCAACGGGCGAGACCGAUAAUUAUUGAUCCGGGGCUGUAUAUGACUAAGAAGCAAGACGUGUUCUGGAUUACGCAGAGGAGAAGUAGGCCAACGGCGUUUAAACUUUUCACAGGUUCGGCUUGGAUGGUUCUAUCAAGAUCUUUCAUUGAUUACUGUAUAUGGGGAUGGGACAACCUACCACGGACUGCUCUCAUGUACUACACUAAUUUCAUAUCUUCCCCUGAAGGGUACUUCCACACUGUCAUUUGUAAUGCUCAAGAGUUCAAGAACACAACUGUUAAUAGUGAUCUUCACUUCAUUUCUUGGGACAAUCCUCCCAAGCAACAUCCCCACUACCUUUCUCUUGAUGACAUGAAAAGGAUGGUUGACAGCAACGCCCCCUUUGCAAGGAAGUUCCAGGUAGAUGAUCCAGUGUUGGACAAAAUUGAUGCAGAGCUAUUAUCUAGAGGCCCUGGGAUGGUUGUUCCAGGUGGCUGGUGCAUAGGAAGCAGGGAGAAUGGUAGUGAUCCUUGUUCUGUAAUAGGUAAUACUACUGUCCUCAGGCCUGGCCCAGGUUCAAAAAGGCUAGAAACUUUGAUAAAUUCACUGUUGUCUGAUGAAAAUUUUCGACCAAAACAGUGUGUAUGACAAGAACCUACUGGCAACAGCAGUGAAGUCAUGUGUUUUUUCAUUAGGAAAUGUAUAUAUCGAGAUUUGAGAGUGUAAAGCACAAACAUGAUUUUUUUAAUAUUGAGAAGAAUUGAGGCAAAUCUGGUUGCAUGA